AUGAGUUCACUUCGUCAGCCGCCCGAAACGGGGCAAAGCUCAACACUGGGCAUCCGGAUCGGAGCCCUCGCCCCUCUCAGCCGACCGGGCUGGAUCGAUGCCGGCAGGCUUCUCUUAGUGGGACUCGAAUUGGCGGUGGAAGAGGUCAACAAUGCCGGCGGUGUCUCAGGGAAGCCGCUCGAGCUCCUUGUCAGAGAUACGGCCGCCGACGCGACGAAGGCUGCAGCGGCCGUAGACGAAUUGGCCGGUCUAGGUGUGGUCGCCCUCGCCGGCGAGUAUCACAGCGUCGUCGCGCGCGCAGUCGCGGCAAGGGCUGAUGCCAUCGGCCUGCCAUAUCUCUGCUCGUCUGCCGUCCUCGAUCACCUCACUGAGCAGCCGACAAACUGGGUCGCGCGUCUCGCCCCCGCGCAAAGCCACUGUUGGAGUGUGUACGCCGACUACCUCCUGAGCGCGGGCCAUAGCACCGUCGCCAUUGCCGCUGACCCAACGAGCGUCUAUUGGGCAUCGGGGACGCGCAUCUUGCGGGAACGCCUCACAUCUCGCGGCGGCACGGUCAUCGUGCUGAAUGUUCGCGAACUCACACCGAAGGCCAUGUGCGAUGAGCUGACCCGGGGAGAGAAUCGGGCGACCGCUGUACUCCUUCUGGUCAGCCAGUCAAGCACUGCGUCUGAGAUUGUUGAGGCUGUCAGUGGCGAUGAGCGCCUCACCGGCACCUUGAUGGGUGCUCCCGCCGGACAGCCCGAGCUGGCCGAUUGGGCGACGGCCUUUGGCAAACAUGAUGGCACUGCGACGCCGUUCCUUCGCUAUAUGCCUGAAAGCCUUGGCCAUCGCGGAGCACGCGUCGAGGCCGCUCUUCGUGAGAAGCUGACCGAGGCUCCGUCUUUUGUCGCUUUCGAAGGCUACGAUACAAUUCUUGUUCUCGCCGAGUUGCUUCGUACCCACGGCACGGAUCGGACAGACAAUCCUCCUGCUUGGUCAGAUAUCGCUGUUGACGGAUCUCGGGGGCACAUUAGCUUCUCGCGCAUUCCCGGCAUCAGUGUCUGGCAGUGGGCCUGGCCCCCCAUCCAGGUUGUCGAUCGGGAUCCUGCGCAGCCUGACCGCUUCCGGACCCUGCAUAUGGCUUAA
Molecule: messenger RNA, 1125 nt
Organism: Purpureocillium lilacinum
Lineage: Eukaryota; Fungi; Ascomycota; Sordariomycetes; Hypocreales; Ophiocordycipitaceae
Source: RefSeq, a predicted model, not a curated record